AUCUAAAUUACCAUCUCACUGUGGAUGACCUAGGCAAACACCUAAACUUUUGGCAUAUAGACAAAAUUAAACAAUGGUAAUGUCUGGGUUUACAAUCCUAUUACUGUUUGUUUAAAUAACUAAUUUGAAACGUGCAUUGUUGAUUAAGAAUAUAUUUGAAGAAAUGUUACUUUGUGAAUGUCAGAGAAAGAGGAGAAAAUCACUACAAUUUACAAGCGUCAAAUACUACAUGGAUUUUUUUCUCUGACCAAAUACGGUCACAUUUUAAAAUUUGCUAUAAUAAUUACGUUAAGUGAGAUCGAUAAAAUGCAGCCCGUGUUGCAUUAAAAGUGCGUUUGAAAAACAGCGCAACAAAGUGAUACGUUAUCGGAAAGUACAUGUCUUGGGUGUUUAUUAUAGAGGCCCUGCAGUUGUUUUAGAGGUUACACUAGAAUCCACAAACUAACACGUCCUCUGCUGUAGCUGUUGGUUAACACUUUUGUAUGUCCUUUCAGUCAAACCACUAACCCUCUUCCUCGUUAAAAAAAUACCGAACGUCUCAACAUCAGGAACUGGAGAACUACAAUCUGCAUAAAUUGCCCAAUUCAUCAACGCUCUAGCCAUCAUAACAUUACUUCUUCUUUUCGACUCGAUGUUUUCACUUGCAACUACAUGCUGUUUAAGUUAAGUAGUAGUUUACUGCCGUUUACUAGCCUCUGUACAGUUCGCAUAUUGGGGCUGCAUCUAACCAGCAAGUUGAUUUUGAAUCAGCGAUGGAAGGGUCCGAAAGUUCAGUAAUGCGUAUUGGACGCAGUAUUUGGACUGUUUGGGGUUACCUCACAGGGGCUGUGGGAAGAUAUCUCAGACCAGAAGUCACAAACAAAGAGAAUCCGAAUGCAAACUCUAAAGAGAAAGAUCCAGUGAUUAAGACAAUCAACAAGAGUUGCAGAGAUUUAAAAGAAAUAGAAGAAGAAAAAGAAAGACACGAGACAAAAACAUGGAACCCACAUGAGAGACAGAUGAGAGAGGUGGCAGGUUUACAGUGUUCUGGGGUAAAAGUGCAGACCGCCACUGUCCAGUGGGAGAAGGUCAGUGUGAAACAAGAUGCAGUUGGGAAUGGUGACCAUGAUGAAGACAGUGGCACAAGCAAACACCUUGCAGUACUACCACAAUGCGAGAAGGUCAGUGUGAAACAAGAUGCAGUUGGGAAUGGUGACCAUGAUGAAGACAGUGGCACAAGCAAACACCUUGCAGUACUACCACAAGUGAGCAUUGGGGAUCAGGUAGAAAGUGCAGAGGAUGUCGAGAAAAAAGCACAAGAGCUGAGGCAUAAUGAAGAAACUCUGGACUACCACUUGAAUAUUAAUAACAAGGCAAGAAAUAUAUUGAUCACAGAUCAGCUGAAAGAAGACCAUAAAGUUAGCCCAGGUGUUUUCAUUAAUGCAGACAUAGACAGUCAAGAAUUUGACGUUUCUGGAGGCAAGGAUCCAGAUCUAGAUAUGAAUGUGAGUGGAAACAUUCAGGACGAGAGAAUAAAAUCAGAAAAGAAAAGAGCUGAUGAUAUGAUGGACUGUGUUGCAGAUAGAACAGAAACUAUGGACAGUGAGGAUGUUGAAGAAGAACAGAUAAACAGCUGUGAUAAUGGAGAUAAAGAAUACACCAAGGAAGCCUCAGUGGGAAAUGUCAUAGAUCAGUGCGAGAAGGUCAGUGUGAAACAAGAUGCAGUUGGGAAUGGUGACCAUGAUGAAGACAGUGGCACAAGCAAACACCUUGCAGUACUACCACAAGUGAGCAUUGGGGAUCAGGUAGAAAGUGCAGAGGAUGUCGAGAAAAAAGCACAAGAGCUGAGGCAUAAUGAAGAAACUCUGGACUACCACUUGAAUAUUAAUAACAAGGCAAGAAAUAUAUUGAUCACAGAUCGGCUGAAAGAAGACCAUAAAGUUAGCCCAGGUGUUUUCAUUAAUGCAGACAUAGACAGUCAAGAAUUUGACGUUUCUGGAGGCAAGGAUCCAGAUCUAGAUAUGAAUGUGAGUGGAAACAUUCAGGACGAGAGAAUAAAAUCAGAAAAGAAAAGAGCUGAUGAUAUGAUGGACUGUGUUGUAGAUAGAACAGAAACUAUGGACAGUGAGGAUGUUGAAGAAGAACAGAUAAACAGCUGUGAUAAUGGAGAUAAAGAAUACACCAAGGAAGCCUCAACAGUGGCACAAGCAAACACCUUGCAGUACUACCACAAGUGGAGCAUUGGGGAUCAGGUAGAAAGUGCAGAGGAUGUCGAGAAAAAAGCACAAGAGCUGAGGCAUAAUGAAGAAACUCUGGACUACCACUUGAUAUUAAUAACAAGGGACGAGAGAAUAAAAUCAGAAAAGAAAAGAGCUGAUGAUAUGAUGGACUGUGUUGUAGAUAGAACAGAAACUAUGGACAGUGAGGAUGUUGAAGAAGAACAGAUAAACAGCUGUGAUAAUGGAGAUAAAGAAUACACCAAGGAAGCCUCAGUGGGAAAUGUCAUAGAUCAGGUUAAUCAGGAUAUAAAAGAGAACAGUAGUGACAAACAAACACAUCAGGGAAAAGCUUGUAAUGAAAACAAAACAAGUGAAUCACAAAUGGAGGAUGACUUAUCCCAGCUAAUCUAUCCAACAAGUGAAGGGGGAAACCUUUUAAAGAUCCCCAUAAAGAAAGACAUAAAGGAAGUAAUACAUAAGGAGGAAGCAAGUACCAAUAAGGCUACAGUGAUACCAGAAAGUGGAGAAAUCAACAGUGUAGAAACAGAACAAGGGACUCUGGGAAAAAUAAAGAAUGGACAGCAUGAAGAGGUCCUAGCCUGUGUACCUCAACAGCUAUGUGAAUUUACAGCCACUGAAAUAUUCGACAAACAGCAAGUCUAUGAGUCAAAGAUGCAUGACGCUCAAACUGAACGUACUGAGAACAAAAUUGAGAUGCAAUGUGAACAAACUGAGUUUGUGGCAGCACAGAUAGAAGAAAAUUCAGGAAUAAACAAAAAGGAAAUAGAACCCUGCAGCCACAUGGGACUAAUAAAAGUGACAUUUGCUGAUAGUUCUUUGGACCUUGCCACUGAUUUGUUGAGAGUUACAAUGGAAUCAGAUCCAUUAGAAACAACACAAAGAGGAUAUAGAAGUAAACAAACCCUAAAAACAGAAGAGGCAUCCCCAAAAACUGAAGUGAUGUGGUUAGAUGACACAGAAUACAUCAGUGGAUCACAAAGAUCAGAGGUAGUGAUUAAGCAAGGCACUGAGUCGGUCAUUCCAAGGGUACAGGUAGAGGCUGGAAGCCAAAGCAAAACCGAAGAUCCUAGGUCAAAAUGUAAACAGGACAUCAAAGCAGAAGUUUCAUCAGAGGAUGUGAUGAAAUCAGCAAUUGUAGAGAUAAACUUGCAAGAGCACUCCACAAAUAGAGAAGAGGCUCUACAGAAAACUGCAUACCAGUACUCACAUGAACAAGAGCCUGGACAAGAAAAAUCAGCUAAUGGAAUACUAAAUGAACCUGAGUUACUUAAAGCACCAUUUUAUGAAAUGUUAGGAGAACUAAGGGGGACAGAGACUAAUUCUGCAGGGCAAACAGAUGAAACAUCAGUUAAGUCUACUGAUCAAAUGUCAAGUCCUUCACUGGAGGAACUAGAUAAAACACAGUGCUCCAUUGAACUAAGUGUUGGUUCAACAACCGAGCUGAUUGUGGAAACAAAGACUACUUCUACAGAACAGAAAUUACUGCUUAUUAAACAAAGUGAAGUAGCAGGCACAUGCAAGCCCGCCACAACUGAAUUAAAAUGUCAACAAGCUGAAUCUGAAAAUGACACUUCAAAAACAGAAAGUGAAUCCUCUGUCACAACCACGGAGGCCACCUCUGAAACCUGCAUAAUGUCAACUGAGACAGAGGCUCCAGUGUUGCAUAUGUCCAAGACUCUGAACCUAUUAAGGGAUCAGUUAAUUUAUAGUGAGGGCAUGGCACAAGAUAAAUCUGAUAAAACUGAAUCCUGUGGCUCCAACCUUGGAUCUUCUGAGACUUCAGACCUGGCAUCACCACUGCAAACCCUAAAGAUGUGGAGGAAUGCACAGAAAGAUGAUGAUGAUGAUGAUGAUGAAGAUGAUGAAGAUAGAACUGUUGAAACAGUCCCUGGAUUACCAGAUGAAGUAAAGGCCAUUACCACACUGGGAGUUUUGGAGGAGGCAAUGAGUGGCCUGACAAAGGAGAGGCAGAGUGAAUUAUCCAGACAAAGAGUAUCUCCAGAUAAUAGGAUUACAGAAAUAGAAGGGGAGAAGAUCGAAUUACUAAAUGACACAGUGGACCAAAGGAACGAUUUACAAGUAGAAACAAUGGAUACUGGAAGUGGGGCAUGUGGGCAGAAUGAAGUGGAAAAAAUGGCACAAUAUACAAGAGGGGAGAAAGAACAAAUGGAGCUCACUGCAAAAGGAAAAACGAAUAUGCCACAUAAGCUUGCAUCUGUAUCAGAGGUAACAAUUCACACAAAAAAAGACCAUGAAGAAAAAAAUGAUUAUGGGGAAUCGGUGAUCGACAAUAAUGAAAACACACGAGAAAGAAACAGACCAAGACUGAAGAGACGGUUUGAAAAAAUGGAAAAGGAGGAGAAGGAUAAACCAUCUGUGCGAAAGGACUGGGCAAUGGCAGAUCUUUUCCCUCUACAGGUCUCGUCGUUGGACUUCACUGUCCAGAAAUCAAAAAUAGCCGUGAAAAACCCCCUGAUUCGACCACCCAAAGACCCUCGGACACUCAUAAACAUGACUUCAGUAGAGCCGCUGAAUCCCCCUUGUCCUCCAGGGCCCAGCCUGCAGAGAAAGAGUCUAGCAGAAGGGGUAUCAGUAAUGGGCAAAGGAGUAAUUGGAUUCAAACUGCCUGGUCUGGGUUCUGGUCUCCCUGUCCUGAGACAAACUGAAGCUGGAAGAAAAAUGAGGGACAAGGAAGAUGCACAGUGUGUAACAUCACAGAAAUUUGGCAUGCAGACAGAUCCAGAAGAUAAGUGUGGGAAGCAAGAUCAAAUGCAUGACAAACCAAAAUCAGCACCACUGAGACACCCUGGGAUGGGCAGCCAACAGAUGAUGAUGGAGCUGAAGAACAAACUCACAAAGAACAAAAAUGCAAAAGAGUGAAGGAAUUUGCCCAAAGAGAAAUUCUCAUGAUUAAUCCUUGUGUAUUUUUUUUAGGUUAAUGUGAAUUAUAUUACAAUGUAUUUGAGAUUGUCAUGGAUAAUAAAU
This is a messenger RNA of Electrophorus electricus (electric eel), 5204 nucleotides long. NCBI's taxonomy places the organism in Eukaryota, Metazoa, Chordata, Actinopteri, Gymnotiformes, Gymnotidae. The record is from RefSeq and is a predicted model, not a curated record.